Molecule: messenger RNA, 897 nt
Organism: Geodia barretti
Lineage: Eukaryota; Metazoa; Porifera; Demospongiae; Tetractinellida; Geodiidae
Source: the annotation of a GenBank genome assembly
AUGAGUUGGGAUUUUGAACUGGUAGCGGGACCCUACGGCGGCACCACCGAAGGUGCGGUUUGGGACGGCGAGGCCGUCAUCUUCUCCCACAUACCCGCGAGUCGCCUGCUGCGGUAUGACCCCAGGACUGGGGAGACCACCGAGUAUUUCACCAACGUCAACCACGUCAAUGGGCUCUGCUUCGACGUUUCCGGCAACCUGUUCGGCUGCCAGCAGGGCGGGCGGCGCAUUGUCCGGUUCGAAAAGGACGGCCAGACCAUAACCUCGCUGCCUCACAUGCUGGACGGAAAGCGGCACAAUAACCCCAACGACCUGGUGGUGGACCGGUCGGGCCGCAUCUGGUUUACCGACCCCUACAGCGGCAUCGGCGACAGCGGUCCCCAGGAACUGGACCACAUGUCGGUCCUGCGGCUGGAUCCCACGGGCGACGGCGACUACGAACUGUCGCGGGUAACCACUGACAUCAGCCGGCCCAACGGCGUCAUUAUCUCCCGCGACCAGAAAACCCUGUACGUAGCCCAGAGCGACUACGGGCUGGAUCGGCUUCGGGAACUGCGGGCCUAUCCCAUCAACGACGACGGGUCACUGGGCCAGUACGAGACCCUGCACACCUUCGGCGUUGACCAUCGUGGCGCCCAGCGCGGCGUGGACGGCAUGACUCUAGACACCGACGGCAACAUCAUCGCCUGCGCCGGCUGGGAAAGUGGCGGCCCCGGCCCCAUGAUCUACGUCUUCUCUCCCGAAGGCCGGGUGCUGGAAACUCACCCCAUUCGCGCCGAGCGGGCCACCAAUUGCUGCUUCGGAGACGCCGACAUGAAAACCCUCUACGUAACCACUGGCGGCGGCCACCUCUUCCGCGCUAGGACGGACCACACCGGCUGGAUAAUGUGGCCGUAA